This is a messenger RNA of Megalopta genalis, 1853 nucleotides long. RefSeq names its product RING-type E3 ubiquitin-protein ligase PPIL2. Gene Ontology annotation, cellular component: catalytic step 2 spliceosome. Gene Ontology annotation, biological process: protein polyubiquitination; protein peptidyl-prolyl isomerization; protein folding. The record is from RefSeq and is a predicted model, not a curated record. Gene Ontology annotation, molecular function: ubiquitin protein ligase activity; peptidyl-prolyl cis-trans isomerase activity. Lineage: Eukaryota; Metazoa; Arthropoda; Insecta; Hymenoptera; Halictidae.
GAAGAAGCAGUUUCUCUACCUGCUUUAUAAUUCUACUACUACUACUACUACAGUGUGUCACUACUGUAUAUAGUAUACAUUCAAUUAGAGUUCUAAAAUACAGUGGGAUAGAUAAUAAUAUUAUUAUUUUAGAAUAACCCCUCUAAUUCACAAGAGACAAUAGUAGUAUAGUUAAUUGAUUCGCUGACUAAAAGUUUAAAAGAAGACGUCAAAAUGGGUAAACGUCAACAUCAAAAGGACAAAAUGUAUUUAACGUACACAGAAUGGUCCACAUUAUAUGGUGGUAAAAAGGCAAGAACUUCGGAGGAAACAGAAGAUACAACAUUCCGUCGUUUACCUUAUGACCAUUGUUGCUUAUCGUUACAACCCUUUCGACAUCCAUACUGUGAUUCUCAAGGGAAUGUGUUUGAAUUAGAACCAAUAUUGAAAUAUCUGAAAAGAUUCAAACAUAAUCCUAUAACAGGGAAACCUUUGGAUCCAAAGACAUUGAUCAAGUUAAACUUUGCUAAAAAUAUGGAAGGACAAUAUCAUUGUCCAGUACUCUUCAAACUAUUUACUAAACAUUCUCAUAUUGUUGCUAUUAAAACAAGUGGAAAUGUAUUUUCGUAUGAGGCAGUGGAGCAAUUGAAUAUAAAGACACGCAAUUGGAAAGAUUUAAUAAGUGAUGAAGCUUUCACAAGAAAAGAUAUCAUUACAAUUCAGGACCCAAGUAAUGCAACAAAAUUUAAUUUAUCUACAUUUCAUCACAUCAAAAAUAACAUAAAAGUAGAGGAUGAAGAAACUGCAAAGGAACGAAAUAACCCAAAUGCAAAAUUAAAGACAGUAUCUAUGGAAACAAAAGAAAUAUUAGCUGAAUUGGAUAGAGAGUUCAAACAAACUGAAAGCAAGCAAGAAAUUUCCAAACCAAAAGCAGACAAAUUUAAUGCGGCACAUUACUCCACUGGAGCAGUAGCUGCUGGUUUUACAUCAACCGUAAUGCCAACAGAAACAACACAUCAAGCAGCAAUUAUAGCAGAAGAUUUAGUACGAUACGAACGAAUCAAAAAGAAAGGUUACGUGAGGUUGCUCACGAAUUUUGGCGCUUUAAAUUUGGAACUUCACUGCGAUCUUGUUCCGAAAACUUGCGAAAAUAUUAUAAAACAUUGCCAGAACGGUUACUAUGAUGGAACGAAAUUUCACAGAUCUAUACGAAAUUUUAUGAUACAAGGUGGUGAUCCUACAAAUACUGGUAAUGGAGGAACAUCCAUUUGGGGGAAAAAAUUCGAAGAUGAGUUUAAGCCGAAUCUGGUUCACCAGGGAAGAGGAAUUUUAUCCAUGGCAAAUUCUGGUCCAAACACAAAUGGAUCGCAAUUUUUCAUCACGUUUCGAUCAUGCAGACAUUUAGACCGCAAGCAUACCGUGUUUGGCAAAAUAGUGGGUGGACUUGACACAUUAAAUGCUAUUGAAAAGGUCGAUGUAGAUAACAAAGAUAGACCGAUAGAGGAUAUAAUUAUUCAGAAAGCUCAAGUUUUCGUUGACCCAUUCCAAGAAGCGGACGAACAAUUAGCUGCUGAACGCGCAGCUGAAGUUGAACGAUUAGCUCAAGAAGCUGCAAAAAAUAAAUCCUCAGAUAAGAAGGAACAGAAUGAACUAAAAGUAUAUCGAUCGGGUGUAGGAAAAUAUGUAAAAAUGGACAAAGCGGAAGACAGAGUGGAGAAGAUUGCAUCCAGUGUCGAACCUGUGGCAAAAAAGAAGAAGCUUGUGACAAAUUCGUUCAACGAUUUUUCCUCUUGGUAGAACAAUUAAAAUUGUUAGAAAUAUUUUUAUCAUUGUAAAUCUGAAACACUAAGAUAAAUAAAACAUUAUUUAUAUGA